Messenger RNA from Atta colombica, 2187 nucleotides. RefSeq lists its product as uncharacterized. The record is from RefSeq and is a predicted model, not a curated record. Gene Ontology annotation, cellular component: plasma membrane. NCBI's taxonomy places the organism in Eukaryota, Metazoa, Arthropoda, Insecta, Hymenoptera, Formicidae. The transcript has 9 exons. Bases 1 to 2187 code for a protein of 728 amino acids. Gene Ontology annotation, molecular function: GTP binding; calcium channel regulator activity; GTPase activity.
AUGGGUUCCAGCACGGCGUCCGAGACCACGAUCAACACGAGCACAGAUAGCGCCAACACUAUGCUCACCAUGGUAACGACGACAGACGGGGAGCAGCCGGACGACAGCUUCGAUCUGAUCGACGUGCCGGCCGAAAUGUCGCCUCCCACUACUGCUCCGUCGCAAUCAUCCAUCCCUCCUGUUGGUCAUCGGGGACAUUCCGAUGAUACGCUCGGGGGCAACAAUAAUUCAUCGCCGACGUCGCCCACGUCACCGAUCUCUGUCGCGGCGCCGAUCGCGGCGAAUCAAACCACACCGCCAUUACCGCUUCCAUCAUCGCCCAUGACCCCGCUUUGCGCUUUCGAUGGGACCGAAAUCGCCGGGCCCUCGAAUCGUUGCAUGCGCAUGAAACUCGAUUCAGGUCAACAGGAUGGUAACAAUAAGACGGCCACCGGUACCUCUAUCAAUCAGGGUCACAACGCGAGUAAUAGCGAGGGUACGGUGACUCUUCCAUCACUCACGUCGAUAGUUCCCACGCACCAUGAAACCAGAUUUACCUUCGGCGGCAGCGGCAGAACCCCGCCUCUUCCAGAUCUCAGAGCCGCGGAUUUCUUUAGCACCCCCGUGAGAGGCUCGGUGGACGCGGGCCAGCCCGAUUCGGUCGACACGCGAUCUUCGAUUCGAAAUCUGGUGGCUGCCCAGGAGAAACACAACACCAGAGUGGGAUAUCAAAGCGAUUAUGCGGCCGGUGGAAAAAUCAACUCGGUUCAGAUGAACGCAGCAGAAAAGGGCACGAUCGAACACAAGCGCAGCCAGAAGAGGCCCAAUAUCAAUGUGACGACCAAUCCGCUCGAUAUAUCGCUUAUAAGUGCGACCCAGCCAUGCAAUACUCAGGGCUGUAAUGUUCAAAGUAAUGCGAGUACGAAAUCACGAGGACGAUCAGCUGGCGGAAGUGGCGGCAGUAAGCGAUCAACUCAGGCGACGAUCGUGGUACAACAACCGUCUUUGUCGUUGGACGCGCCCGCGGCGACGAUUCUGCUGCACCCAGACGCCGACGCUAGGCGACGCGAGGAGAACAUGCGGCAGCUGCUAGAUGUUGCCAACACCCUCACCCUGCAAGAGAUACACGACUUUGAGAUGAGAUACGGAAGCCCCCAUCAUAGCCGAUCACAGUCGGUAAAGGCUCCCGGGAGUCGUUCUUCCGGUCGACCGAAUUAUCUCUGUCUUCCGCAACAAAGAUCGCGAGUAGCGAGUAUGCCUAACACCGGGGUGGAGGAGGAAUAUUACAGACUACGGCAUUUCAGCAUCACGGGCAAAGGGGUGGUAAACCGAGGCGAUUCCCUAAAGAGCCGCAGAUCACGUUCUAACAAUAGCAUGGCGUCCAGCAACUCUAGCACGGAACACCUGACUGCCUCGUAUCCGGGAUCGGCGCGGAAUUCGGCGGCGGGCUCGUUGGCGAGUUCGAGGGAGAGCAGCGCGUCUCAAGGUCCAGCGCCGUACCGCGUCCUUAUGCUGGGCGCCCCCGCCGUUGGCAAGAGCUCCUUGGUGUCUCAAUUUAUGACUUCGGAAUACCUGCACGCCUACGACACUUCGAUCGAUGACGAAUCCGGUGAAAAGACGGUCAGCGUACUCUUGGCUGGUGAGGAAUCAGAAUUGACUUUCAUCGAUCACUCGUGUGCCGAAAUGACGCCGGAAAAUUGUAUCUCGACGUACGAGCCGCACGCAUACUGUGUCGUUUAUUCCACGACCGAUCGGGCGUCGGUGCGCAUCGCCGAGGAGGUUCUCCAAUCCUUGUGGCGGAGUGAUCAUGUAUCCGCGAGAGCGGUUAUCCUCGUGGGGAACAAGGUCGAUCUCGUUCGCAGUCGACUGGUAUCGACUGAAGAGGGCAAAUCCAUGGCAACGUCUUACGAUUGUAAAUUCAUCGAAACAUCCGUCGGAAUUAAUCACAAUGUCGAUGAAUUACUGGUCGGCCUGCUCACACAAAUUCGUCUGAAGCUGGAGAACCCCGAGAGGACCAGAGAGAUGUUCCGUAAAAGAUCGCGGAAGAACCGUAGCAAGUCGCCACUGGGUUCGUGCUCGGAGAACAACUCGCCUAAGAAAUAUCGUGGCAGUCGGACCAGCACCAGCCUGAAGGUGCGCAAUUUACUUGACAAGGUCUGGGCGCGUGACAGCAAGUCAAAGAGUUGUGAGAAUCUACACGUUCUAUAA